Salvelinus namaycush (lake trout) is the source of this 555-nucleotide messenger RNA. Its product is annotated as protein Mpv17-like. Lineage: Eukaryota; Metazoa; Chordata; Actinopteri; Salmoniformes; Salmonidae. The record is from RefSeq and is a predicted model, not a curated record. Gene Ontology annotation, cellular component: membrane; cytoplasm. The transcript has 7 exons. The coding region runs from base 1 to 555 and encodes 184 amino acids.
AUGGUGGGCCUGUGGAGAUCCUACCAGGCUCUGAUGACCAGGCAUCCAUGGACUGUCCAGAUAAUCACAGCGGGCACGCUGGUUGGGGUGGGUGAUGUCAUCUCCCAGCAGGUGCUUGAGAGGCGGGGUCUAGCCAAUCACAACGUGACACGGACAGCCAAGAUGAUGAGCAUCGGAUUCUUCUUCGUCGGCCCUGUAUUAGGUGGAUGGUACAUGAUUCUGGACAAGCUGGUCACUUGGGGGACCAAAAGUGCCUCCAUUAAUAAAAUGCUUGUGGAAUUUGCUCCGUGUUUCCUGGGUACCUUACUGGGGAUCUCUAGAACUUUGAAUGGACUGACUGUGGAGGAGAACGUUGCCAUGCUCAAGAGGGACUACAUGGAUGCUUUGAUCUCAAAUUACUACCUAUGGCCUCCAGUCGAGAUUGCCAACUUCUAUUUCAUCCCACUGCACCACAGAUUGGCUGUGGUCCAGAUUGUAGCUGUUUCCUGGAAUUCCUCCUUGUCUUGGAAAGCCAAUAAUGGAUGUUUCAGGUCCCGCCCUACCUCACACAUAUAG